ACUCGGGAAAGAGUAAUUUAAUUUUCUCUACUUUUAUUUAGUUGCAGUCCGCUCUGAAUUCUACUUUCCAUCCCCUUGGGCACUGGAAUUCAUGGCUUCUUCCUCCUCAUCUUACCAUCAAAAUGUGGAAGAAGCUCCUUUCAGUGAAUUUGUAAUGGAAGCGUUCCCUCAAUACGAUGCAUUCAUCAACCAUCGAGGCCCUGACGUGAAAGAAACCCUGGCUUUAGCACUUCACGAAUCACUGGAAGAACAAGACUGUCCCACAUUUCUUGAUGAUCAAGAGUUAAAAUUGGGAGAUCCAAUUAACCCUGUCAUAAUAAAUGCCAUACGCUCCUCUACAGUUCAAAUCGCCAUCUUCUCACCACGAUAUGCAGAGUCCUCUUUGUGUCUGGAUGAGCUGGUUCUCAUGUUGAGAACCAAGGCUCGAUUUAUUCCUGUAUUUUGUGAUGUGGAACCUUCUGACCUUCGCCACCCUGAAAAUGGAGUCUAUGCUACUGCAUUGGCUAGACAUAAGGAAAAGGCCAGGUUCAGCAAUGACAGGCUUCACCGCUGGAAAGCAGCCCUUCACGCUUCUUCACUUGUCACUGGAUACAUAUUCAGCACAUCUGAUGAUGAUGUCGAGAGGCUGUGCACAACGAUUGCCUUAGCUGUGCAACAAGAGGUUGAAAAGACAAGAUCUAAGGAAGUUGUAAAGCCAAGUAUACCAGCACCGGUGAAGAAAUCUGGUCUUUUGCCCAGAGAUUCACAUCCAGUGGGAAUAGAUUCCAAGCUUGAACAGAUUGUAGGCUUGCUUGAAGAUCCAAAAGUUAAAGUUAUAGCUGUAGUUGGUAUGGCUGGCUCGGGAAAGACGUUUCUUCUCCAGAAUAUCUACAACCGAAAAAAAUCCAGGUUUGAGGAUUCAAUUUGGCUCUCUAUUUCGAGAUCUUAUUCUGUCAAGAAUUUGCAGCAUGAUAUAGCCUCUCACUUAGAUUUAAAGAGUGAAAUUGUGGAUGCUGCUGUAACCGAAGAGAGAGCGGCAGAAUUGAUUCAUCGCCGUCUUCAGGGGAAAAAAAGUCUGGUUGUGCUGGACGAUCUCUGGACUCUGUCUACAGAAGAUUAUCUGUUUGAUAAGCUUGGUCUGCCGGCUGAUAAAGAUUGUAAAGUUGUGGUUAGCACAAGAGAUAAGCAGGUUGCUCUGAAUUCAAAUGCUCAUAUUUAUAAGAUGAAAAUUUUGUCAGAUGAAGAGAGUUGGGCUCUGUUCUGCGCCUAUGCAUUUCCAGAAAGUGAGGGAAACAGAGCACCGCCGCACAUGGAAGAGGAGGGUCGGAAGAUUGUAAAGCAAUGCGGAAAUUUACCCCUUGCUAUCAAAACGACAGCAGCGUCUCUGGCCAAAACCAGACUUCUCAGCAAAUGGGAGUCGAAGAGGCGUCAGAUCGAAAGAGUAGUUACUCCCCUUGGUGACCCUAACCCUGUCAUGGAGAUCUUAAAAUUGAGUUACGAUUCCUUGCCUGCACAUCUCAAGCCAUGUUUUGCUUAUCUUUCUUUCUUUCCUGAGGAUGAGGAGAUAGAUUGUGAAUAUCUCAUAAAUCUCUGGAUAGGAGAAAGAUUCAUCCCAGCAGAUGAGGAUCAGUGGGAAAUAGCAUGGAAUUGGUUAGAUCAACUCGACAAUCUCUGUCUGAUUCAACUAUGGGAAGAUGUGGAACAUGUCAAUUUCAAGAAAAGGGUAACCAAAUCCUGUAAAAUUCAUGAUUUGUUGCAUGACUUGGCCAUACAAAUAUCCAGAGAAAAUAAAUGUGCUUUUUCUGUUAAAGAAGCCUGUCAAGGCAUAAGUGGUGGCUGUUGCCGGAUUUUACUGGCCAAGAAAGAUGUAAAAGACCUCAGUCCCCUCUCACAGAGACGUCCUUUUUAUCUCCGCACACUCUCACUGUCCAAGAACAAGAAGAUUCAAAGCAUUCCAGCAAACUUAUUUACCGCCAUGAGAGGACUGCGCAUUCUUGAUUUGAGCUGCACAUCAAUCAGAUCAUUGCCUGCGUCCAUUGAAAAUUUGAGACUUUUAAGGGUUUUGAAUUUGAGGAAAACAUGGAUAGAGGAGGUACCGGAGUGUGUGAGACAUCUGAAGAACCUCUUGUUUCUUGCAUUCCCUUGGAGCUGCAGAGCAUUACCAGUCUGGAUAAACGAACUUAAAUCCCUUCAACAUUUAGAAUGCACAAGGGUUGACUGCAUACCAAAGGGAAUAUCAAAGGUAUUCUCUUUGAGAACACUGAGAUCAUUUUGGUUGGAGCUCUCCAUUGAAGAGGACGAAUUUAUGAGGUUAGAGGAUUUUAGAAAAAUGACUCAGCUUCAGGAAGUAUCGUUAACUAUUAAUCAUGAAAUGGAGUUGAAGAGGCUGGAAGAGGGGAUUCUUUCCCAGCUUGUGAAAAUGCGUCGUCUGGGAAUCCAGAAUGGAAACAGAGAGCUUGCCUACUUUCCUGAAACCAUGUCCGCAAUGAAACAUCUGGAAAUUCUUAGAUUAGAAAAAUUUGCAGUGCCUGUUUGGAUUUGUGGUUUGGUAAAUCUGAGGGAAUUGAUGUUACUUUGGUGUGAAUGUAGUGAUUACCCGGAGCUGCAAGGAAUGCCCAAUUUAGAGAAGUUGGUACUGACAGAGGGGAAUUCUGUCAACAACAAUCGGAGGUGUAGACAAUUUCCAAGGGCGUUUGGAAAAUCAGGAGCGUUUCCACGCCUUCGAUCCUUCCAAAUUAAAUACUUUGAAAAAUUAGAGAAGUUCCCCAAUUUGGAGGAGGAAGCAAUGGCUUGCCUCGAGGAGUUUUAUCUGGUGGGGUGUCCGAGAGUGAAGAAAAUGGGCGAGGGAUGGGAGCGGUUGAAAUCUCUGAAACGCUUCAAUUAUCUUUUGUCCGGGACAAAUGAAUUAACAGAGACCUUAAGGAAAGGCGGGGAAUACUGGGAUAAAAUCAAAACCAUGAAUCCUCAAUUAACUAUUUCCUGUUAAGCUGUUUGGCCAAGCAUUUUUAAUGUCUAUCCUCUAUUUGUGGAAAUCAGAGCAAACAGACGAAUCAAAUGCGCCUGUAGAAGAUUGAGCAGUCAAAGUACAAUGCAGACGGAUUUCUCACCUGUACCCAUUGACCUAAUCUAUGGCGGCUACGUCCAAAGCCGUUUCAUCCAGUCAAUAGCAAAGCUUCAUUGAAUUCUUUGUUGUAAGAGAUGUGUGGAACAAAAUGUGCAUUUACCAUUCUCCAUUACUGGCCCGCCGUCACAAUAAUAGUUGGUUCGAGGAACUGGGCGAAGGUGGAAGAUUUGCAAUCACGACCAAGCAUUUCAAGUAUGGGUUUUUAGUGACUACAAAUGGUUAUAAUGCAAUAAAUAAUUCGAGUGUGUAAUUUUUGUACUUAUAUUUUGGCUUCAUUUUAGCUCUUUUUGUGCCAGCAAGU
Messenger RNA from Cryptomeria japonica (Japanese cedar), 3404 nucleotides. Its product is annotated as probable disease resistance protein At1g61300. Gene Ontology annotation, molecular function: ADP binding; protein binding. Lineage: Eukaryota; Viridiplantae; Streptophyta; Pinopsida; Cupressales; Cupressaceae. The coding region runs from base 92 to 2965 and encodes 957 amino acids. Gene Ontology annotation, biological process: signal transduction; defense response to other organism. The transcript has 2 exons. The record is from RefSeq and is a predicted model, not a curated record.